GAGCGCUUCAAUACAAACAAAUGAACAAGUUUCUACUUACCUAUGCUAUCUCGUGUGCAUCAUCUCGAUGAUAGUUUGGCUAAAAAAUAUGCGUGGCGUGAGAAAUCAAACACUUACAAUCCCGUAUCCAUCGACGAAUAUAAUUAGAAAAUGAGCCUGUUCUUGUGUUUGAUUGCUUUCUUGUCUUUUUGAUUCUUAGACCGCUUGAAGUAAUACAUCGUAGAUCAUCCUAACGAGGAAGUAGAAUAAGUAUCUCAACAAUCAUAAGUAUUUUCUUUUCGUUUUGGACUGUUAUGGGUUCUUGUUGUUCCAUCGUCCGCUCCUUAUAUUUGUGAUCAAGUCGUGUCGCCUGUCUGACUCACUGUAAUCCCAACCUUUUAGAUAGAUACUAUUUUUAUCAGAAUAUUUUUCAAGGAGUAACGAUUGUGAGACGUGUGCAUUCUACUUGUCAAUCCCUCAUGUUCAUACUAUGUUCAACAUGUGCAGUAGGUACAUCUUGUUAAGAUUGACCGAAAGGGUCGCGAAC
Messenger RNA from Amoebophrya sp. A25, 526 nucleotides. The record is from the annotation of a GenBank genome assembly. NCBI's taxonomy places the organism in Eukaryota, Dinophyceae, Syndiniales, Amoebophryaceae.